Dentiscutata erythropus is the source of this 597-nucleotide messenger RNA. NCBI's taxonomy places the organism in Eukaryota, Fungi, Glomeromycota, Glomeromycetes, Diversisporales, Gigasporaceae. The record is from the annotation of a GenBank genome assembly.
AUGAGCACUUCAUAUCUAAAAUCUUAUUAUCGCAAGGGUUCUACAUUAUUAACUUCUGAACAAAUAGAAACAAUUAGAACCCUCAAGGGAAAGGUUCCUAAAUAUAGAAUAAUAAGAGAUUUCCAUAUCAAUGAGAAUCGGGUUAAAGAUAUAUGGGGGAGUCAUGAACGUCAACAACAAAUAAUACAAAGUGACAUUUCCUCUGAAAUAUUACCUAUACCAGUAAUAUUACCUAAAAAUUCUAACCGAAUCGAAGGAGAGAUUUUAUUGCAGAGCAAGCCUGAAGAGCGAUCCAAGGAUCAUGGUUCUUUGAACCUACAUCUGAAGUCCACUACUCCUCCCAAUACAGAAAUAAAAAAGAGAAGUUCCAAAUCUAAGUCUAAAUCUGUUCGCAUAUCUGACCCAAUACCCAGCAGUAGUUCGAUAUUAGUUAAUAUUGACCAUGCCAGUUCCACUGAUAACUUAACAAAAAAAAUAAGUGGAGAUACUAUGAAUGGCGACAUUUUUAAUACAGAUAUAGUUACUCAGAUUGAACGAGAAAUAAAAAGAAAAGAUAAAAAUUUAGUUAAUACCACUCGCAUAGGAUCUACUACUUAA